Molecule: messenger RNA, 657 nt
Organism: Penicillium cosmopolitanum
Lineage: Eukaryota; Fungi; Ascomycota; Eurotiomycetes; Eurotiales; Aspergillaceae
Exons: 1
Coding region: 1-657 (218 amino acids)
Source: RefSeq, a predicted model, not a curated record
AUGGUCUUCCUGAGUCAACUCUCUUUUGCUAUAUUAAGCACCAGUCUGUUCCUAACGGGUGGUUCUGCUUUUUCUGACAGCCCUGGACACCCACUCCAGCUGGCCAAACGCCUUCCAAACGAUUGGGAUAUUUUCAAUACCUGGCAGGAGAACUGUGAAAUAUAUCCUUACGAGUGCAGCGAGCCCUACGACGGUGCGGUUGGAAAUUUUGACAAGAAGGCCGGAACCGCCGAUUGGGUAGGCGAGGAAUGCAUAGAAUACACCGCCACUUUUAGCCCGAAACCCAUAGCCUCUGGCUUAGCAGCCGCGAUCUACAAAGGCUCCCUGGAGACCAAGAAGGAUGGAGAAGUGACCAAAACACAAGAUGUGGUAUUCAAGCGAGCCCCAGGUGACAGUUCUUAUGAGGUCCUGUAUGGUGCGUCUCUGGCGAAGGAUCUCUCUAACGACGGUGAUAAUAUCCUUGCGCCUAUCGAUUAUUUCAUGUCAAACCCCGAUGGCCGUAAGGCAGGGAACGCCGUCUACCCUUAUGUCUCGGGAGGCUCCAUUGAGUCAAGUUGGGGCUCGUUCACGAGCCAAGACUCGGUCAAUAGUGCAUUCAAGCAGAUGCUUGCCGCAUUGAAUACUGUCGCGUCGCCGGAGUCAUUCACCGGGAUAUAA